Molecule: messenger RNA, 1730 nt
Organism: Adelges cooleyi (spruce gall adelgid)
Lineage: Eukaryota; Metazoa; Arthropoda; Insecta; Hemiptera; Adelgidae
Gene: Nle
Product: notchless protein homolog 1
Exons: 11
Coding region: 140-1552 (470 amino acids)
Biological process (GO): Notch signaling pathway; ribosomal large subunit assembly
Cellular component (GO): nucleolus
Molecular function (GO): protein binding
Source: RefSeq, a predicted model, not a curated record
GUGUCAGUGAAGUAAACAAACAGUGGACAGUGAGGAAGAAUAAUAUUGAACGUUCCACAAGGUGUUUUGUAUUUUUGUAAAUAUUCUCAGUUACUACUGACAAUUUGUUUGUAAAUAUUUAAUAGGGUUUAGUAAAAAAAUGGCAGACCCCGCCAGUACGGUGUUGGCCCGUUUCAAAUCAGAAACGGGCGACACGAUUGGCAAUAUGAUGGACUUGCCUAGAAAUGUCACUGUGAAUCAUUUGCAGUUGAUUUGCAAUUCGCUUCUCAAACAAGAAGAAUCGGUGCCGUACGCAUUUUUUGUCGACGAAAAAGAAAUCGUUAAAGACUUGGACGAAUGUUUAGACAAUAAAAAAUUAAACACCGAACAAGUAAUAGACAUAAUUUAUCAACAGCAAGCCGUUUUUAAAGUACGACCGAUCACUCGAUGUUCAAGUUCAUUACCGGGUCAUGCGGAAGCAGUGAUAUCAGUUCAGUUCAGUCCUGAUAGUCGUAAAUUAGCUAGCGGGUCGGGCGACACGACCGUGAGAUUCUGGGAUCUCGACAUGCAGACACCUCUAUACACUUGUGAAGGACAUAAAAAUUGGGUAUUGUGCAUCGCAUGGUCGCCUAACAGUAAAUAUUUAGUGUCUGGUUGUAAAAAUGGAUUGAUCAUGUCCUGGAAUGUCGAAACGGGCAAAAGAUUGGGUCCCCCAAUGACAGGACACAAACAAUGGAUUACGGCGUUGUGUUGGGCUCCGUAUCAUUUAUCACCCGAGUGUAGAAUAUUUGCUAGCAGCAGUAAAGAUGGUGAUAUCCGAAUUUGGGAUGUCAUUCUUGGUCAGUGUCAGAGAUCUCUUACCAGUCACACGCGUAGUAUAACUUGCUUGAAAUGGGGCGGAACAGGAUUGUUGUACAGUGCAUCACAAGAUAGAACAAUCAAAGUUUGGAGAGCUGAUGAUGGGAUUCUGUGUCGAACACUCGAAGGACAUGCACAUUGGGUAAACACUUUAGCCCUGAGUACAGAUUAUGUAAUGAAAACGGCAAUGGUACCUCAGCCACCAUACAAUAACACUCAAAAUGAAAAUCCUUUAGCAGAAGCCAAGAGACGUUUUGACCAAGUUGUGGCUAAUGGCGGUGAACGCUUAAUUUCAGGUUCUGAUGACUUUACGUUGUUUUUAUGGGCCCCAGAAACCAGCAAAAGGCAUAUUGAACGAAUGACUGGCCAUCAACAAUUGAUAAAUUGCGUACAAUUUUCUCCCGAUACAAGAUAUGUUGCUUCAGCUUCUUUUGAUAAAUCUAUUAAGUUAUGGGAUGGGAAAACUGGAAAGUUUCUUGGAACAAUGCGAGGUCACGUUCAAGCUGUUUAUAUGAUUUGUUGGUCUGCCGAUUCGAGGUUGCUCGUUAGUGGAAGUGCAGAUUCUACGUUAAAAGUUUGGGACGUAAAGAAUAAGAAAUUAGAAGGUGACCUGCCAGGACAUGCCGACGAAGUAUUUGCCGUAGACUGGUCUCCAGAUGGUCAUAAAGUUGCGUCUGGCGGGAAAGACAAAGUACUCAGGCUGUGGACACAUUAAUAACAAUACGAAAUUGGAUGUUAUGAAAAUUAAUCUAUCGUCGAGUACAUGACCCAUAUCUUGUUACGUUAAUAUGCAAGUAAUAGUUAAUUACUUAUGUUAUGUAUUUUUGUCAUAUUUUAUAAUUUAUGUAUAAUGGUAUUAUGCUAAACAUUAAACAAUUGACUAAAGAAAACAA